This is a messenger RNA of Mustela erminea (ermine), 1158 nucleotides long. RefSeq names its product small integral membrane protein 1 (Vel blood group) (gene SMIM1). The transcript has 5 exons. The record is from RefSeq and is a predicted model, not a curated record. NCBI's taxonomy places the organism in Eukaryota, Metazoa, Chordata, Mammalia, Carnivora, Mustelidae. Bases 479 to 715 code for a protein of 78 amino acids.
GCCCCCGGCCGCCCCGCCCCCAGGCCCCGCCCCUCCCUCCGGGACACGUCUGCGCGGCGCGGGGGACCGAGGGCGGUGGAGCGCGCGUCCGGGGCAGCUUCGUGGCCUCGGGGAUCCGCUGCACGUCGGACCUUGACCUGCGGCCUGGGAGGAGGCGGGCGAGAUCCACCGGCCGGGCUCUGACCGCCUGACCGCCUUCCUGGGCGCCGGAGUCCGGGCCCCCACGCCAGGACUCUCCCUGCGUAAGCUGUGGGCGCCUCAGUGAGAAACCGUGAGCUCCGCUGCGCUCCAGCCCUUUGCGGGCCUCCUGGUGACGUGGGAAAGCAAGAGCCAAGCCCCACCCAGAGCCCCAGCCGCUGCGCUCACCGGGAUCAUGGGUUACGGGGAGUCGGACACCCGCACGCCUGCCUUGGUCUCCCUGCCCUGAGUGCCUCGGCCCGCCUCCUGCCCCUCCUUCCUCCUUCCGCAGCCCUGCAGCAUGCAGCCCCAGGAGAGCGGCAUCCAGUACAGCAGGUGGGAUGACCGCAGCCAGGACGAGGUCCACGUGGCGGCCGGGUCCAGCGCAGAGGCGCCCUGGAGCUGGGAGCGGAUCUCCCAGAAGCUGUGCUCGGGCAAGCUGGGCAUCGCCAUGAAGGUGCUGGGCGGAGUGGCCGUCUUCUGGGUCAUCUUCAUCCUCGGCUAUCUCACCGGUUACUACGUGCACAAGUGCAAAUGAGGCUGCCCAGCACGGACGCUCGGGGCUGGCUGCCCGUGCAUGGGGACGUGGGCUUGGACGGGCCGACCCCUGUAUGCCAGCACCCUUUUGUGUACAAAGAACCCCAUAUAUACAGUCCUCGUGUACAGAAGACUCUUCUCUCUGGACAGACGCCCCCCUGCCCCCCGCCGUGCUGUGGUCACUGGCCAGCACGUGGGCACACAGGUGCACAUGCCUGGUGGCACGUGGCUAGCCAGGACACGCAUGGCUGGAAGAGGGGCUCGCUGGAGCUGGGACUGCAGGACCCGCCCCCACAGCCCCUGCAGGGAGAGGUCCUCCCCGGGCGGGCCUGGGGCCCACGGCCCAGUCUUCCAUGCUGUGAAGGGGGUGUCCCUCUUGAGGGAGUGGAUCCAAUGGGAAGGCACUUCCCCGCCAAGGCAGCCAUUAAAAGUCUGUUGAAUGAA